This is a messenger RNA of Daldinia caldariorum, 2085 nucleotides long. RefSeq lists its product as uncharacterized. The coding region runs from base 1 to 2085 and encodes 694 amino acids. Gene Ontology annotation, molecular function: DNA-binding transcription factor activity, RNA polymerase II-specific; zinc ion binding. The record is from RefSeq and is a predicted model, not a curated record. The transcript is spliced from 6 exons. Gene Ontology annotation, biological process: regulation of DNA-templated transcription. NCBI's taxonomy places the organism in Eukaryota, Fungi, Ascomycota, Sordariomycetes, Xylariales, Hypoxylaceae.
AUGACGAUGCAACCAAGAAGGUAUCCUGUACUUCUCCCUUCGACAACUCUUCCGCAGGAGGGAGGGGAGCCUUCAAAACCUGGUCCAAGGCGGCAGAGACCUGGUGCAUGCACCGCAUGUAGGCGCCGUAAAAUUAAAUGUGAUGGCAUACGGCCAAGAUGCACUACUUGCGCAAAACGGGGCAUGUCAUCCUGCAUCUACAUUGAUAAGGCCAAGGCUAGCCCUGAGGCGAUGGAAAUCCUUGAGCUCCUGAAGUCGCUCCCUAUAAAUGAAGCAUUUGCUCUCCUAGGGACGCUGAGAGAAGAGGGGGAUCCGGCAACCGUCUUAUCGGGAUUGAGAGAUUAUGGCCUUGAGAACCAUUCGUCGUCAUCAGGGGCAGAUACCCAAGGGCCUAUCCCGCCUAGAACCAUGCUAGAAUUAGAGUUGAUGGCCAACAACUCAAAGGCAUAUCAUACCUUGCGCCGAAUAAGUCCAUCUGCCUUGGCCAAGAGUGAUCUCCUCCGCCCGAUACGUCCAUCUAUGAACGACUUCCGCAUGGACUCGCCACCUCCUGCCGGCGUAACUUGGGAAGGGAGACAUUUCCCACUUCUCAUAAGGUCCGGAGAAGAAGUUAGUUAUUGCGAUGAACGACUUCGUAAUCUGCAAGUCGGCUUCUGGACUGACAUACCUAUUUCUAAUAAUCUUGCGGCACGAGUUAUCGAUAUAUAUAUGACAACUGAUCAUCCCCUUCUAGGUCUCUUUAGUCCAGACCUGUUUAUUGCAGAUCUUGUCAAUCAUCAAGAUAGGUUCUGCUCGCGUCUCCUUUUCCAUGCUUUGAUGUAUCUUGGCUGUCAAAUGUACAGUGCCUUCGACAAGGAUGCAAUGUACUUUGCCAACAACUUCUUUGAAGAAGCCGAAAAACUCUGGAAAGAAGAGCAAGACUCGUACACGGCCGUGGCAGGCGCUGUAUUACUUAGUCUGUCUCUUAUAGGAAACAGUAGAGACCAUGCCGUGCUCUCUUACGCCAAAAAAGCAAUGCAAAUGGGUAGGAACCUAGGUCUCUUUGAUACCACCGAGGAAACUGCUUCAAAAAUUGGGGUGGUAUCGGGAGAAGAUAUGACAACUCGCUGCUAUGCAGCUUGGGGGACGUUUAACUGGAACGUGCUUAUAUCUUUUUUCUACCGACAACCGGGCGCGGAAAGCCCAAGCUCAGCUCCAACAUUGCCCAUUCCGGAAGAAACGAUACUGGAAAGGGGAUUUGAAGGCAUGGCCCAAGGAAAUCCAGUAAAUGAAGAUCCCCAAAAGAUAAUCUUCCCCGUGCUCUGUCGUUUUUGGCAGAUCAUCCGAGGUGCCGGGUGGAUCUACACCCCAGCUGAGGGUAGUCCGCCUGAUAUCUCUAGGAUGGCUCUUGUAGAACAUACGUUCCGAGAACUUAUCGCCUGGGCGGAAUGUCUUCCAUCCCCAUUACUUCGAGCCGAAGGCCGGUCUCAUCAUGUUAUUGUGAUUCACAUAUGGCUUCAUUGUGCUAUCCUUGAUGUAUUCAGACCAUUCAUCGGAAAGCCUGAGGAUCAGCGACCACGUCUGACAACAUUUUCAGCACGAUAUAGUUCUCCAGAUGCAGCAUAUGCCGCUUCGGUCGGGCAACUCAAAAGUCUUAUCGUUGAAUAUCGCAGCAAUUACGUAGCAUCCACAUAUUCGAUCCUUUGGCAUACUGGGCUUCUUUAUCUCGCGAACGCCAUGUUAAAAGACACUAGAGACCCCGAAUGGCGCGUCUACCUACUUUUGUGUCUAUACGGUUACGAGGGUCUUAGUCGUCCGUACCUCAUAUCCGAGGUGAUUGCCCAGGGCUUGUUAGCGAUGACUCUGAAAGAAACCGAUAUGACAGGAAGUGAGGCGCAAAGGAUAAUUAACGAAGUCAAGGAAGGAAGACUCGAAGGUAUAGAGCGAGGCCAUGAUGACGAAGCCCGUGCUACAUUUAUGGUCGAUCUGGAACUGGCGCUGAAAAAGCCCGAAGAGGCCAGAGCUGAGAACCUAGCAGCUGAGUUCGAUAACCUAGCCUUAUUCAGGGAAUUUCUCAAUGAGGAGCAGCCAGAGGAACAGAACUAA